GCUAUAUCUAGGACCCAUAACACUGUAAGUUAGCUAACUACCAUACGCAGCACUACACAUCGAAAGGGUCUCAUUACUUUAUAAUUUGGUGUAUGAAAAUCAUGGUUGUGUCGCCAGGAGUGUCCGCGUUGACUGAGAAUUCAAAUGAAGUGUUUCUGGACGUCGCCAAGCUGUUACUCACAUACGCGGACAACAUUUUGAGGUAUCCAAAUGAGGAAAAAUACAGGUCUAUCCGUAUAGGCAAUCCCACGUUCUCCACCAAACUGCUUCCCAUUAGAGGUGCAUUGGAAUGCCUGUUUGAGAUGGGAUUUGAGGAGGCUGAAACCCACCUGGUGUUCCCUAAGUCUGCAUCAGUGGAGCAGCUGAAGCUCAUCAGGGAAUCCAUUGCAUCAGAGAGAGACCAGAGGCUCCGAGGGGGGCAGCCUGACCAGCCUCCUGAGACAGCUGCUCCCUCACCUUCAACACAGGAAAGCCCUGCUACCUCCAGCCAGCCAGCUACUCCAUCUCCACCACAAACCUCAUCCUUGGAAAACAGCAUGAGUUUCUUUGUGACACUCCAGUCCAACUUCCAGCAUGUGAUGGUAUAUGAAAACCCUGAGCUGCAGGAGAAGGCCAGGAGCCACAUCCCUCACCAGGAUCUGUCCUCUGCUGCUGAACAGAAGUUAAAGCAAGCCAAAGAGGCUGACCCAGAAUGCAAACUUGGAAGGGAAGACUUCCUGGUGCUGGAGUUGCUCAGGUGGUUCAAACAGGACUUCUUCUCCUGGGUUGACAGACUGCCCUGCAGCCGAUGUGGAGGCACAACUCAGAAUGCUGGCUCGCUAAGUCCCACCCCUGAUGACCUCCGCUGGGGAGCACAGCGGGUGGAGAACCACUACUGUCAGACCUGCCAGCUCUCCACCAGAUUCCCCAGGUAUAACAAUCCAGAGAAACUGCUGGAAACCAGGAGGGGGCGCUGUGGGGAGUGGGCCAAUUGUUUCACUCUUUGCUGCAGAGCCCUCGGCUUUGAGACUAGGUAUAUCUGGGACAGCACAGACCAUGUUUGGACAGAGAUUUUCUCAGUCUGUCAGCGGCGCUGGCUACAUUGUGACUCAUGUGAGAAUGUAUGCGAUAAGCCUCUGCUGUACGAGGUCGGCUGGGGAAAAAAACUCUCCUAUGUUAUGGCUUUCUCCAAGGACCAGGUGGUUGAUGUGACCUGGAGGUAUUCCUGCAGACAUCCAGAGGUCUUGGCAAGACGAACCACGGUUCAAGAGGCCUGGCUGCUGCGCACCAUUACCGGGCUUAAUGCUGUGAGGCAGCAGUCCCUGAGUCCAGAAAGGAAGAAGGAGCUGACGGAAAGGCUACUGUUUGAGCUGGUGGAGUUCAUUUCCCCAAAGAAACCAAAACCAGGCGAGCUGGGUGGACGCAACUCUGGAUCUCUGGCAUGGAGGUUGGCAAGGGGGGAGACCCGAGGGACUGAUGCGCAGACGUCUCAACAGGUUGCGGGUUAUGUGUUUAUUCCUAAUGAGAGAGAGAAGAGUGAAAAGCUAGUCCAUGUGCAGUACAGCGCCAACAAGGACCAGUACUGUCGAGUGUCCAACCGCCAGGAGGUUAUUCAGGGCUGGGAUCAGUGUGUGUGGAAGAAAGACUCAGUCUUCAGGAAGGUGGAACACGACUGGCAGAUGGUGUACAUAGCUCGGACAGAAGGUUCCUCUUUAGGAAGAAUCAGCUGGAAGUUUGACUUUGCUCCAGUGGGACUGAAGAUGAAGGCCGUCUCAAUUAUGGCCCAAAGUCAGACCUUUCAUUCGGGGAAAGUCUGCUGGUGCUUGCGGCUGGACCAGAAAACUACAGAGUUCUCUGGAGAUGGGAAGAUGCAGUCGUUCCCGAGUCUCUCUGGCUCCUCUGAGUUUGUCAUUGAAGCAGAACUCAGCAGUGGGGAUGGAGAGUCGUCAUGGCAACACGCUCAGCUGUUCAGACAGAGUUUGAAGGAGACAGAGGAAUCCUCAUUUGAAAUCGUCAUCGAACUGGAAGAUGCUUGACAGUUGUUUUUAGUCAUCAAGAGUGGGCCACGAAAUUGUGUUACACUACCAAGUGCUCUGACAAGGUCAGGGUUAAUUAGGUGGACACAGGUUUUGAUUCAACAUUUGAUGUGCGAUAAAGCGUUCAGUGCAAUAAUUAAGUUUGUUUUAACUCUUCAAGAAUCUAACUAGCCAGUGGUAAAUGAUGCAUAGCCUAAUGGUAGGCAAAUGUAUAUUUUGUACCUGUCACAGAAUACAGAGAUGCUGUUACAUAUCUGUGUUCUAAUGCAUUUUCCAAAACUUCUUUUUGACUAUGGGCCAAAUUAUCUGAAAGCAUGAUGUAUGAGACAUACAAAUGUGAAGCAAAACUGUAAAUAGUGUAAACCACACAACAAGCCAUUGAGAUCUUCCCUCCACUGUGAGAGCGUGCAUAUUUGUGGGGCAUGAAGACAUUUCACUUUCCACACAGGAAACUGGCAGAUAUCUAGGUCAGCUGAGACUGUCUGUGCCCCCUUGCUAGUAAUGGGUUUAGGAAAAUGUAUAUUUUAGCCUUGUGAUUCUAGUGUUAAUGACUGUGUUAUUUAAUGCAGGACUAUGGUAUAGCAACUUGCCAUACCCAACUGACACCCUCUAUGUGUUUUAUUAUAACUAGAUUAAAUGAGUUAGUCUGGGCAUACUGGAACGGGCUGAAUGUUAAUAAAGAUAUGGGAUAAUAAA
Molecule: messenger RNA, 2711 nt
Organism: Myripristis murdjan (pinecone soldierfish)
Lineage: Eukaryota; Metazoa; Chordata; Actinopteri; Holocentriformes; Holocentridae
Gene: ngly1
Product: N-glycanase 1
Exons: 12
Coding region: 93-2015 (640 amino acids)
Biological process (GO): glycoprotein catabolic process; protein deglycosylation
Cellular component (GO): cytoplasm; nucleus; cytosol
Molecular function (GO): peptide-N4-(N-acetyl-beta-glucosaminyl)asparagine amidase activity
Source: RefSeq, a predicted model, not a curated record